This is a messenger RNA of Guillardia theta CCMP2712, 1003 nucleotides long. It is a transcript of the gene P0, whose product is annotated as large subunit ribosomal protein P0, cytoplasmic. Gene Ontology annotation, molecular function: structural constituent of ribosome; large ribosomal subunit rRNA binding. NCBI's taxonomy places the organism in Eukaryota, Cryptophyceae, Pyrenomonadales, Geminigeraceae. Bases 4 to 975 code for a protein of 323 amino acids. The record is from RefSeq and is a predicted model, not a curated record. Gene Ontology annotation, cellular component: cytosolic large ribosomal subunit. Gene Ontology annotation, biological process: ribosomal large subunit assembly; cytoplasmic translation; ribosome biogenesis. The transcript is spliced from 5 exons.
AGGAUGCCUGAAGAGGAGACUGGUCGUGUGUAUUCCGAUCGCAAGCUCAAGUAUGCCGAGCGAUUGGAAACACUCCUAGCCACCUUGCCCAAGGUUCUCAUCAUCAGUGCGGACAAUGUUGGAUCACAGCAGAUGCACAUCGUUCGCAGCAAGCUCCGCAAGGACCCUAAGGCCGAGAUCCUCAUGGGCAAGAACACCAUGAUCAAAUUCGUUAUCAGACGUUAUGCCUCUUCCUCGGGAAACUCGACCUUCAACAGGCUUGCUGAUCUCGUGAAGCUCAACUGCGGUCUCGUGUUCACCGACGCCGACGUCAAGAAGGUUCGCUCGAUCCUUCAGGAGAACAAGGUCGUUGCCGCUGCCAAGGCUGGCGCCGUCGCUCCCAAGGACGUGUUCCUCGAGGCUGGACCCACCUCUCUCGAGCCCACCCAGACUGGUUUCUUCCAGGCCCUCGGUAUUGCUACCAAGAUUACCAAGGGAAACAUCGAAGUUAUCAAGCAGGUUCAGUUGGCGAAGGUGGGCGAGAAGGUCGGAAGCUCAGAGGCAGUUCUUAUGGGCAAGUUGGGAUUGAAGCCGUUCGAGUUCGGCUUGAUCGUGACCAAGCUCUUUGACGGCGAGUCUGUCAUCGACCCCUCGGUUCUGGACAUCGACGAUGAGGAUAUCCGCAAGUGCUUCCAGCAGGGAAUUGGCCGCAUCACCAGCAUCGGUCUUAGCAUCGGCUACCCCGUGCCCUCUGCCUGCCCUCACCUCCUCAUCAACGCCUUCAAGAACCUCGUCGCCUUGGCUCUCACCACCGACAUCGACUUCGCUGCCGCGGCUGAGAUCAAGGACAUGGUCGCUAACCCCGAGAAGUAUGGAGGAGGCGCUGCUGCUGCCGCACCUGCUGCUGGAGGUGGAGCCGCACCUGCCGCCGCCGCUAAGGCACCCGAGCCAGAGCCUGAGGAGGAGGAAGACAUGGGCUUUUCUCUGUUCGAUUAAGUUCAUUAAAGAAAAACUGCACGGAAAA